AGUAAACGCUGUACCAUGUGAGUACUCGACCAAGACGACGAUAUGUUGCGGCAUAGUCGCAAGGGAUCUGAGAAAAGGUGUAGUCCAGGAGCCGUUAUAGCAGGCUAUGUCCAGUCGCUCCAUAGGCCCUGUCUCAACUAGCCGAUGGAUUAUGGGUGAGAGCAGAUCGGUAGGAUCGCAUCGCAAGACGAGCGAUGUGACACGUGGAAGCGCCAUGGCCUUGAGCGCGGCUUCAUCCAACGGCGCGGACCGCGUAAGCGUACGACCAUAGAGAUGCAGCUCUCCGACCGUGU
Messenger RNA from Phanerochaete carnosa HHB-10118-sp, 293 nucleotides. RefSeq lists its product as uncharacterized. NCBI's taxonomy places the organism in Eukaryota, Fungi, Basidiomycota, Agaricomycetes, Polyporales, Phanerochaetaceae. The record is from RefSeq and is a predicted model, not a curated record. The coding region runs from base 107 to 271 and encodes 54 amino acids. The transcript has a single exon.